This is a messenger RNA of Rhizophagus irregularis DAOM 181602=DAOM 197198, 604 nucleotides long. The record is from RefSeq and is a predicted model, not a curated record. NCBI's taxonomy places the organism in Eukaryota, Fungi, Glomeromycota, Glomeromycetes, Glomerales, Glomeraceae.
GGUAAUAUUUUAAUGUCAGAAAAUUACAAUGAGUUAUUUAUUAUUGAUUUAGGGUUAUGUAAGCCUAUAAAUGAUUUACAAGAUUCUGAUAAUGAUGAUAAUGAAAUUUAUGGAAUUUUGCCUUAUAUGGCACCAGAAAUAUUAAGAAGAAAUCCUUAUACAAAAGCAAGUGAUAUUUAUAGUUUUUCAAUAAUAAUGUGGGAGUUUACAUCAGGUAAUUUCCCAUUUAAGCAUGAAGCACAUGAUCAUGACCUUAUUUUGAGUAUUUGUAAAGAAGGAAAACGUCCUGAAAUUAUAAAAAAUACUCCAAAAUGCUAUAUAGAUUUAAUGAAAAAAUGUUGGGAUUCAGAUCCUUCUAAUAGACCAACCAUAAUAAUGCUUGAAAAUAUUAUAUCUGAAUGGAUUAAAUGUAUUAAUGAAUACUAUGAAGUAAAUGGAGAUGUAAAUGAUAAAUAUGAAGUAUCUAAUAUUGAUAAUCAAUUAAGAAGUGAGAUGCUUGAAUUUAUUGAAGCGGACAAAACUUUAGUACUAGAACAAGCAAAUACUUCUAUUAUGCAAUCUCAUCCACAAGCAUACUAUACAAGUCGCAAACUUACUGAAAUUA